Messenger RNA from Mus musculus (house mouse), 7884 nucleotides. RefSeq names its product zinc finger and BTB domain containing 4 (gene Zbtb4). Gene Ontology annotation, cellular component: nuclear body; nucleoplasm; nucleus. NCBI's taxonomy places the organism in Eukaryota, Metazoa, Chordata, Mammalia, Rodentia, Muridae. The record is from RefSeq and is marked validated. Gene Ontology annotation, biological process: regulation of DNA-templated transcription; negative regulation of transcription by RNA polymerase II; negative regulation of DNA-templated transcription. The transcript is spliced from 4 exons. Bases 311 to 3259 code for a protein of 982 amino acids. Gene Ontology annotation, molecular function: protein homodimerization activity; RNA polymerase II transcription regulatory region sequence-specific DNA binding; DNA-binding transcription repressor activity, RNA polymerase II-specific.
GAUGAUGUCAGCGGCGGCGGCGGCGGCGGUGGGGCUGGGCCGGGGCCGGGCGCUGGGGGGGGCCGGGGCCGGGGCCGGAGCCGGAGCCGGAGCUGGAGGAGAGCGAAACCCAAGCGGCCGGGGCUGGCCACGGUGAUGAGCCGGGCCUGGCAGACGCGGCGCCAUCGCAGUCAGAAGGAAAAGGCCAGGCUGGAGGGACUUGCUGAGCCACGACGCUUCUCCAUGUUGGCUAUGCUCUCAGAGGUUCCUGACACCGGCCCAGCCUCUGAGACUCUCCCUGGCCUCUUUUCCCUAUGUUUAGGCUGGCAUCAUGCCACCCCCUGCAGAGGUGACGGACCCAUCCCAUGCCCCAGCUGUCCUGCAUCAGCUCAAUGAGCAGCGGCUCCGUGGCCUCUUCUGUGACGUCACCCUCAUAGCUGGAGACACCAAGUUCCCUGCUCACCGCAGUGUCCUGGCCGCCUCUAGUCCCUUCUUCAGAGAAGCCCUACUAGCUUCAGCCCCACUGCCCCUUCCACCAGUUACUGGCGGCUCAGCCCCCAGCCCCGCAACCACCACAGCUGCCUCCUCUUCGUCCUCCUCUCCCCCUCCAGCCUCUCCUCACUCUUCAUCUCCUCCCCGGGUGCUAGAGCUGCCCGGGGUCCCAGCAGCUGCCUUCUCCGAUGUCCUCAACUUCAUCUAUAGUGCCCGGCUUGCACUCCCUGGCGGUGGUGGGGAUGGGGCAGCUGUGGCAGAGAUUGGAGCUCUGGGCCGGAGGCUGGGUAUCUCCCGUCUACAGGGCCUGGGGGAAGGAGGUGAUACUUGGGUACCACCUGCCCCAACUUCCAUGGUCACCUCAGAUCCUACUGAGGAUGGUUUGGGGGCAGGGCCUAGAACAGAUGGAGAGUGGGUGGGUGACAAAGCUGAGGCCCUGACUCCUGACUCCCAGCCCCGGCGGCCCUUUCCUUGCCCUCGAUGUGGAAAAAGCUUCAUCCAUCCCAAGCGACUACAGACCCACGAGGCUCAGUGUCGACGAGGGUCCAACACUCGGGGGUCUGCAGGGCUGGGGCCUGGAGUCUCUGGCUCUGGGGGUCCUGCAGGAGUGGAUGCCUCUGCCCUGCCACAACCAGUGGGCUUCAGAGAUGGCCCUGAGCAUGUGGUGAAGGUUGUGGGCGGCCACGUGCUCUAUGUGUGUGCGGCCUGUGAGCGUUCCUACGUGACCCUGUCCAGCCUGAAGCGGCACAGCAAUGUACACUCGUGGCGGAGGAAGUACCCCUGCCGCUACUGUGAGAAGGUGUUUGCCCUGGCUGAGUACCGCACCAAGCACGAGGUGUGGCACACUGGGGAGCGCAGGUACCAGUGCAUCUUCUGCUGGGACACCUUUGUCACCUAUUAUAACCUGAAGACCCACCAGCGAGCCUUCCAUGGCAUUAGCCCUGGCCUCCUAGCCAGUGAGAAGACACCCAAUGGAGGCUACAAACCCAGGCUUAAUACCCUCAAGCUGUACCGCCUGCUCCCUAUGCGGGCGGCCAAGCGGCCCUACAAGACCUACAGUCAGGGAGCCCCUGAGGCCCCUCUUUCUCCAAGCCUCCACACACCGGCCCCCGCGGCAAUGCCAGCCAGCCCCCAACCCCUACCCCCACCCGCCCCAGAGCCUGGUCCUCCCCCCUCUGUCAUCACCUUUGCUCAUCCGGCUCCCUCUGUCAUUGUCCACGGGAGCAGUAGUAGUGGUGCAGCCGGGGGCGGACCAGCCGGCACAGGAGGGUCCCAAGCUGCCUCAGUCAUCACUUAUACGACUCCCCCAAGACCCCCCAAGAAACGAGAGUACCCACCUCCUCCCCCUGAGCCUACAGCAACACCCACCAGCCCAGCCUCCACCGCCGUCAGCCCAGCCACAGCUGCAGGGCCAGCCACAGCCACAGAGGAGGCCAAGGGCCGGAAUCUGCGGGCUGGGAGGACUCUGACUUACACAGCCAAACCCGUGGGUGGGUUGAGUGGGAGUGGGGGUUCCCCCACAGGGACUGGCCGAGGCUCUUCUCAGCUUCAGGCUCCACCUCCACUGUGUCAGAUCACUGUGCGAAUUGGGGAAGAGGCCAUUGUCAAGCGCCGCAUCUCAGAAACUGACCUGCGUCCUGGAGAGCUGAGUGGAGAGGAAGUAGAGGAGAGCGAGGAAGAGGAGGAGGAAGAGGAGGAGGAGGACCAGGAGGAACAAGAGGAAUCGAAGGCUGGAGGGGAAGAUCAGCUUUGGAGACCCUACUAUUCAUACAAGCCUAAGCGCAAGGCUGGAGCUACUGCCGGCGGGGCCAGCGGGGUCAGUGGACUGCCCCGAGGACGAAGACCACCACGCUGGAGGCAAAAGCUGGAACGAAGGGGCUGGGAGGAGACCCCAUCAGUGGAGGGCCCAGGAGGACGAGGACGUGGUGAGCGUAGGCACCGUUGUGGGGACUGUGCCCAGGCCUUUGCCACUGUGAGGAAGCUGAGAAAGCACCAGGAAGCCCAUAGUGGAGGCUCCCACACCUCCAGGACUGGGAGGAGGUCUUCCACCCGCUUCACCUGUCCCCACUGUGCCAAGGUGUGCAAGACGGCAGCUGCCCUGAACCGACAUGGGCAAAGGCAUGCUGUGGAACGGCCCGGGGGCACUCCCACACCUGUCAUUGCCUAUUCCAAAGGAAGCAUUGGCACCAGGCCCACUGACGUCAAGGAGGAGGCCCCCCAGGAGAUGCAAGUGUCCUCUUCCAGUGGGGAGGCAGGCAGUGGUAGCGCUGCCGCUGCUGAAGCUUCUGAGUCUGCCUCACUCCAGGACCCGGUCAUCUCUGGGGGUGAGGAGCCUCCAGUAGCAGGUGGGGGCAGCUAUGUAUACCCACCUGUGCAGGAAUUUCCCCUGGCCCUGAUAGGAGGCAGCCGGGAGCCCAGUGCCGGCAAAGGAAAACCUGGGAAUGAGGGUUCCUUGGGAGCUUCUGAGGGUGACCGGAUGGAGGGGAUGGGGACUGCCAAAGUCACCUUCUACCCUGAGCCCUACCCACUUGUCUAUGGCCCCCAGCUCCUUGCUGCCUACCCUUACAACUUCAGCAACUUGGCUGCUCUCCCAGUUGCUCUCAACAUGGUCCUACCUGACGAAAAAGGUGGUGGGGCCCUUCCCUUCCUACCAGGGGUCUUUGGCUACGCAGUGAAUCCUCAAGCGGCGCCACCCACUCCCCCUCCCCCUCUCCCUCUGCCAGUUUCCCCUAAGGGAAUAGGGGGAAUGACAGGGGUAGAGAGAACCCAGAAGGGGGAUGUGGGGUGAGCAACAAGGCCAGGUCCCCCUCUUACCAGAUGCCACCCUCCCCGAGUCCCCUCCCCCCACUCUCAGCUCCCUGGCCUCCCUGCCCUUUGGGAGCCCCAUCACACUCUUGUGCAGGGAUUUGGGGGCCCCUGGAGCUCAGGAGUCAGGCUGCUUUGUGUGAUUGUAGUUUCCCCAUUCCCUGAGAAGGGAGUUUUGGUGGUUCCUCUCUGUCUUCUCCAGGGAAUGGCCCCUGUGAGGGGAAGAGCCAGCUCCCAUCCCUCAUCCAGCCCUUGGGGCAACUGAGCAAUAUACUUAUCUGAGUCUCUACUUACAGCCCCCACCAGCUCUGAAUGUCUAACCUGCUCCCCUGAUCUGUAAGCCUAGGGGGAACCAUCUCUCACCCAACGAUGCCUGCUCAUUCUGACGCUGUCUCUAAGACCUUCUUCCCCAGAGGCUUCCUAGCACAUUCCAUCCUUUGUGGCCCAAGGCCUGGACCAGACCAUUGUGAUAUCCAACCCACCAGCCUGGAAGCAUGGCUUUUGGAUUCCGUUCUUCCCAAGGGUGGGUUUCCCUGUCCUUGUUUCUUUCAUAUUAAGACGCCAUGCCUUCCUUGGCUUCCAUGCCUUUGGAUCUUCCAUAUUCCUUCCUGUGCUCCUAGACUUGGAGAUGGCCUAACCCAUUUCAGGUCAAAAGGAGGUGGGAGGUGUCCUGUGGCUAAGCACUUUCUCAAUACAGGGCAGGGAAAUCGUGGGCCCUACCUUUACCCCCACGUCCAGUGACCCCAGAUUCUUCCAAGACAAAAGAGGUGAAUAGAUCAUAACUCUUCUGGCCUUUAUAUGUGGCUUCUUUGGGGCUAACCUAACUUUGAGCACCAGGUAUGAAGCACUCCAUAGAGAAUGGAGAAGAUACUCUACUUUCUCCCUGACAACCCCUUACUAGGGCUUCUCCUAGAUUAGACCAAAUAGCCAGAUAAAUGGAUGGGGUUUGAUGUGUGGGUAAGCCCAGGAUUUGAACAUCACCUCCAUCUUUACCUUUAUCCCUUCUCUGAUGUCACUGUCCUCACCGAUCACUCCAGAUGGUUUCAAAGGAACCAUCUUUCUCUUCUGGUGGGCUUUGGGGUAUCCCCACCAACUUUGCCUCCAAAAUAGCACCUUAUACCCCAUCUUUGACUCAGUCCCCCACACCCAAAGAUCCCAGCCUAGGAAUGGGGUGCAGGGAUUUUAAAUAGUCCCUAAUCCCUAAUUUGCACUAGUUAACCCUGGUCAGGGGACCUAUGUUUCCUUCCAGUAGGGACUAUAGACAAAUGUUUGUUCUUAAUUCCCUUUGAAAAAUGGGGCCUCCCUGAUGUGUGAUUAGAUGGAUAUUUCCAAUAUACCCAUCUCCCCUCCCCCACAAAGAAAGAACCAGCUCACAAAGGGAGAGCCAGUUUGGGCAAGCAAAUUUGAUGUGGGAGUUAGAGGAGUAUGACUUCAAAAGGAGAAAGACUGUUUUAACCAAAUGACAGUCUUUCUCUCAGCUACUGUUUUCUGGGGCCAAGAUGGCUGCCCUCUGACCUGCUGUGGAGAGGGCAAGAUCAUGGCUUUUGGAGGGAGGUGAGUUUGGGAAGGCCAGGAGCAUCCUCCUGCCCCCUCCUAGCCUCCAAGUAUAUAGAAAGGGGGAGGUUUUUGACAGGCUUCCUGAAUGUUAACCACGGAGGGGGUCACUCCACCCCUCCUCUGUCUCUUUGCACUUUUCUUGGUCUUGGCUACAGCCUGAGUGAAGAAUUUCCUACUGAAUGUACCAAGUUCCAGUUUUUAAGGGUUUGGAAAAAGUUUCAAACAGGGAAAAAUGGAGAGAAAAAAAAAGAAAAAGAAAAAAAAUCACUAAAAACUCCCGUAAAUCUUGUUUCUGGCACUUUAGAAAAACUGCAAAAAAUACAUAAUAAAGAAUACAUAUAUAUAUAUCUACACACAAAUUAUAUAUAUAAAUAUAUCUAUAUAUACAGCGGAACCACAAGAGAGACUGAGGAAGGCCUGAAGGCAGGGGGCAGACAGGGGUCCCUCCUACCCUCCACUGCCCUCCUCUGAGGAAGUCAUGAGAGAAGGGGUAAAAAAUGGUCUGGGGAAUUUGAAUUUCAGAAUAGAUCAAAAUUCUACCUUUUGGAAGAAUUGAGAUUCUUAUGUGGGCUUUUUUUUGUUGUCGUUUUUUGUUUUUAAUAAGGGUAAAGAGAAUAGCUUCCAGAAUUUAGCAACAAAUAGUUGUGGCAAAGCAGAAACUUAAAAAUAUGUAUUUGAGAUGGAAGGUCUCGAUAUCAUGAGUUUCAGGUGUUGGAAGUUUGGGAUUUCGCAAUUUUGUCAUUUGAAGGUGAUCAAGUCUUGUCAGUUUGUGCCCUCUUUCCCCAUGUGACCUGGGAAGAAGGGAGAAAGUGGGAAGCCACUGGUUCUGUGCCACAGCACGCAAGAUUUAGAAUUUUACAGACUCUAGCUCUAUAUGUAGUGAGGACCCAGAUUUAGAGAAUCUGACCACUAUUUAUCUCCAGAUUUGUGUGUGUUUCCAAUUCUCUAGGCCAAUAAAUCAACAAGACAAAUGAACUAUGCUCACAGCGGGAUGCCAGAUGCGAUCAUUUGUGUGACUGGGGGUAGGGGGCAGGCAUUUGUUGUCUUUGCUUGGCAGGGAUCCUGAGACCUGUAGCCUACUCCUGACUCCAGGUGCUUCACUGUAGUUGUCUAGCCCCUAGGCUGCAGCUCACUUCUAUCUGACCUCUCUACACAGAGAUGCUAACUCUGGAGCUGGGGAUGUAGCUCAGUCGGUAGAGAGAGGGCUUGAGUAGAAUGCGGGUGUGUUUCUCAGCUCAACAAGAUGGCACACACCUAUAAAACAAGCGCUUGGGAGGUGAAGGUUAAGGGUCAUCUUCAGCUACACAUAGAGUUCCAUAGCCCCUUUCUCACAAGGUCCCUUCUUAAAAAUGCAGUGCUCCCCUGCCCCCACCUUUAGAAGCACCCUUAAGUGCUGUGUUCAAGAUUUCUAUGUCCCAGAAUAACCUUUGCCUUAAGCCAGGUGCAGAGAUUGCAUCAUUGCCAUAAGAGCUCCUUACUCCACUCCUGUCUCCUUGGCUUCAUCUUGCCUGCUGGGUCUCUUUAUGGAGGAAUAGCUGGGAGCACGAGUAAGGCUGGACAGGUAGAUGAGAUCUUGUCUGGUUUGAGUAUCCUGACCAGAGUGGGUUGCGACUCAUAAGCCCUGGCAAGUUGCUGUCAACAGCCGCAUCUGGUCUCUCGUCACUAUAGCUUUCUAAAUGUUUUCAAGAGAAGCCAAAAAACCCAAAUGUCUGUAAGGUACACAAACUUUAAAGGUACCAAGCUUCAACUACUUUUUUUCCUUUGAGUGUUUUGCUUGCAUGUAGGUCUGUGUACCACACAUAUACGGUGCCAGAGGAGGUCAGAAAGAGGGUAUUCGAUCCACUGGGGGCUGGAGUUGCACAUGUGGGUGAUAGGAAUCAAAUCCUGAAGAAGAGCAGCCAAUGUUCCUAACCUCGGAAUCAUCUCUCUCCAGUCCCUAAUCCACAUUUAAGAUAUCUUUAAUCCUAGCAUUCAUGAGGCAGAAGCAAGUGGAGUUUGAGGCCAACCUGGUCUACACAACAAGCUCCAGGCUAGCCAUGGUUACAGAGCGAGACCAUGUCUCGAGGCUGUGUACCGUAGUGAGUUAAAGGCCAGGUUGGACAACUUACUAAGACUCUGUUUCUAAAACAAAAACCAGGCUUGGUGAGAUGUGUCUAUAAUCCCAGUUCUUGAAAGAAGCAGAUGGAUCAGGAGUUUAAGUGGUUCUUAGCUCUGUAGUGAGUUCAGCCAACCUGGACUGUAUGAGACCCUGUCUCAAAACAAAACAAAAAUUAAAGCUGCACUAGUGGUGAAAAACUGUGACCCCAGCAUUUGAGAGGGUAAGGCAAAAGGGUUGCUGAGAGUUCAAGACCAGCCUGGACUAUAUCAAGACUGUCUUAAACAACAGUAACAAAACCAUGAAGUCAAAAAUGAAGGAAAAAUAAGGUCUGUUAAAUAGCUCAGAGGUAGAUGACUUGCCUACUGUUUGCAAUUCUGGGUUCAAUUCCAACUACUCUAAAAACAAACCAAUAAAUACUGUACAGCCCAAGGACAUAGGCAAAAAAUAAAACAAAACAAAAAAACCCAAGCCAAAAAAAAAAAUGCACCUGUUUGAAAGCUCUGAUAUAUACUGUUAGGAAUUCUCUAUGGGCACAUACUACUACGUGCUCCAUUUUACAGAUAUAACAACAGAUAGUGAGUAGUUUAGUGGUUUGUGUGCCAGAGCUAGCACUUGAAUAAGGUUGUGUGUGAGACAAGGUCUCAUUCUAUAACCUCGACUGGGUGAAACCCACAGCAGUCCUGCCUCAGCCUUCCAACGCUGGGGUUCUAAGUAUGGGACACUAUGCCUGGUUUGAAUGAGAUCUCUCAAUAUGUAGCAGAGGUUGGCCUUGAACUCAUAGCAAUCCUCCUGCCUCUGUCUUCCAAGUUCUGAGAUUACAGGCAUUCACCACCACUCCCCCCCUCCCCCUUUUUUAAAUGUUUAUUGCAAAUGCUGACUUUUAGAAAUAACCUUUUUUCACUCUAAAGGUGGUAAUCAUUGCAAAAAAUAAAUUUUAGAAAGUUAAAAAUAGA